AUGUCUUCUGCUGCGAUCAACCACUACACCGGCGAGCAGUUCAGCGAGAACUACUAUGCCCAGCGCAAGCUCGCGGACCGUCUGCCGGUCUCGCAGCACAAAUCGGCGAUAAGUGACGCCGUCGAUAAUAACGAUGUGGUUGUUCUCGUAGGCGAGACGGGCUCGGGCAAGUCGACUCAGGUGCCACAGAUGCUCCUAGAGUCGAAUAUUGUUGUCAAGCAUGGCAAGAAGGUUGUCGUCACUCAACCGCGCCAGCUCGCGGCGCAGAAGGUCGCCGAGCGUAUUGCAGAGGAGUUAGAUGUGCGCCUAGGCAGUACUGUUGGCGUGCGCUACAGAGGUGUGAACAACACCACAGCCAAUGUUACCUGUCUGGAGAUUGUCACAGACGGCACGCUGCUCGCUCUUGCGAAGAGCGACCCCGCUUUGUCGGAAUAUGGCGUUGUCAUAAUCGACGAAGCGCAUCAACAUACAAUGGCGACCGAUCUACUACUCGGUCUUCUUCAGAAUCUUGCUGGUAAGAAUGGUCUAAAGAUCAUUAUUAUGUCUGCCACAAUGGACGCGCAAACGUUCAUAAAUUUUUUUCCUCGAUCCACACUUGUCGAAGUUCCCGGCAGGGAGUUUAAGGUGCACAUCAAAUACACUGCGGAUCCACCACAGGGCGAGGACCAGGACCUCGAAAUACUCGUGGAUACGAUUCUACAAACGCACCUUAUGGGCCAACGCGGCAACAUUCUGGUGUUUGUGUCUGGCGUAAGGAUGAUCAACAAGGUCAUCCAGAGGGUUGAGGAUGCGCUCAAGGAGGGCGGCGACAGGGCGCGCUUUGCGCCGCGCGACAUUGGCACUCUCCGGUGCUACCCGCUUCAUUCCCAGCUUACCCCAGAUGCUAUCGACGCUGCCGUGGAGUCUGUGCCGCCAACCCGAGCCGACAAGGUUAGUCGAAAGCUCAUUGUCGCGACCAAUAUCGCAGAGACAUCCGUAACUAUUACUGGCGUUACGCAUGUCAUCGAUACCAUGAAGGUCAAGUCUCGGGUCUGGAACCCGGUUAACGAGAGCUACUCGUUCAAGGAGCAGUACAUCAGCCACGCUGUAGCUAAACAGCGCGCUGGCCGAGCUGGUCGUACUCGCGAAGGCGUCGCGUACCGCACGUGUACAGAGUUUGGCUUUCGGAGUGCCUUGCCGCAGCAUUCCGUGCCCUCUGUGUUGGAGAGUGACAUGAUUUCAGAGUGCAUGGACAUUCUGAGUUUGGGAAAGUCGCCAAUCAACUUCCCAUACAUUGUGGCACCAGCAACAGAGACUGUUACCAAGGCGCUUGGUAUCCUCCGCGAAAUGGAUGCUGUAAACGCUCGUGGUACAGAACUAACAGCUCGUGGCAAGGCAUUGUCGCGCCUACCCAUCGACCCGUAUCUCGCCGCAGCAUUGCUGGAGAGCCCGACAAUCGGCUGCUCGGACGAGGUACUUACGAUUGUAUCUAUGAUCGAAGUAUCGGAAGGUGGUGGCAGUCUUUUCAUCCAGCCGAUCGGGAAGGAGGAAGAGGCAAAGCUUAAGCGCAUUCGCAAUGAGUUUUGCGGGCACAGCGGCGACCACGUUCUCCUCCUGAAUGUCUACUUCGCGUGGAGAACUGCUUCGGCCCCGAAAAAUGCAGCUCUCAAUAUCGACCAAUGGCUGGAAGAGAAGAUGCUUCGCGGUAGCGUGUUGAGGGCCGCAGAUAUGACGCGCCGACAACUUCUCAACCUCUUGCACACCUCCUUUCCCGAAUGGAAGUGUCGUUCCCUGAAGCUGGGUGAGAUGAGCUACUACCCUUGGAUCAUCCUGGCUCUCGCCCGCGGCCAGUUCAUGAAGGUUGCGCGUCGCGCGCCCACACAGAACAAGAAGGGCCCGAUGGUCUACCAGACCCUGAGGUACAACCAGCGAGUCGAGCUUCUAAAGACCACGGAUCUAGGAGCCCCAUCUACUGCCAACGAAUGGGUCAUCUACCACGAGUGUCGUACCGGGGAGAAGAAAGACAACAUACUGAUUGUCUCACCUAUUGUGCCGGAGAUGCUCAUCAAGGCUGUGCCCACCUACUUCAGUAAUGUGGAGUUCUUUCCUGACGGACCCACGAAAACUGCUCUUGUUAAGAUUAUCGUCGAGAUGACUGGCGAGCCUGAGGACUCCCUUCGAGGAUACCCGCUAAGGUCGUCUACCACUACCACCACCCCCAGCUCAUAA
Molecule: messenger RNA, 2208 nt
Organism: Alternaria arborescens
Lineage: Eukaryota; Fungi; Ascomycota; Dothideomycetes; Pleosporales; Pleosporaceae
Product: Pre-mRNA-splicing factor ATP-dependent RNA helicase
Exons: 3
Coding region: 1-2208 (735 amino acids)
Cellular component (GO): intracellular anatomical structure
Molecular function (GO): RNA binding; ATP binding; ATP hydrolysis activity
Source: RefSeq, a predicted model, not a curated record